AUGAAUAUAUAAAACUUCAAAAGAAAAGAAUGCAUUGCUAGCUAAAAAAGAGAAUUAGAAGAGGAAAACAUAUCUAAUAAGAAGAAAAAAAAAGAUUAAAGCUUCUUAAGCAAAAUUAAUGCAGUUACACAUCAAGAGGAAUUUCAUUCAGAAAGCAGUACUAUGGAUGUUUAUCCUUUUUAACAAUUGAAAUAAGAAAAAUUAUAAAGUAUGGAUAAGCUUGAAAGUUUAAAUGAAAGCGGAACAUCUAGUCCUUGUUUAAGUAAUAAAAAGAUAGAUUAAUCCCCUUAACAAUGUGAAAAUGAUACUUAAAAUACUUAAAGCAAAAAUAAUAACUAAAAUAAAGACCAAAAUAUAGAAGAAGAGGACUUAGAUUAUUAAAGGAUCAAUAAGCCUUAAGAAAUAUUUGAUUGUAAAUACAAACCCAGCCUAAUUAACUUUAGAGAUAAAGAAAAAAAUGAAAUAAAGAACUUUCUUUAAAGAUGCAUUGAUAAUAAGUAAAAAACUAAGUGUCUCCUUAUAACUGGAAUGCCUGGGUGUGGUAAAACUUUGACUACUACUUCAUUAUUAGAAGAAUUAUCUGUCAAGUAAAAAAAAUUUGAGUACAUAAAAUUUAAUGCUAUGAGCUAUAAUAAUCAAGAAAGUUUUCUAAGAGAUCUUCACUUUAAAAUAUUUAAAAGCAGAAUGCAAAGUUCUUGUUAAGAUCUUCUAACUUAGAUUAAACAAUCUAAAAGAUCUUCGCACCUGACAAUAUUUAUAGACGAAUUUGAUAAUUUAUUUCAUGGAAGUAGCCAAGAUAUUUUUAUCCUCUUCAAUAUUGCAAGUUUAGAAAAAGCAAAUAUCUCUAUAAUAGGAGUUUCAAACUCAAUGGAAAUGGUCUUUGACUUAUCUAAAAAAUAUAAAAUUAUUCUACCUGACAUCAAAAAUCUUGUUUUUGAGCCUUAUUCUUAAAAAGAAAUUUAUUAAAUUAUUCAAUCAAGAUUGAAAGAAAUGAGUGAAAAAUUAAAUGUUCCUCAGGAUAUAAUAGAUGAUAAAGCUUUGCGCUUGUGCUCUGGAAAAAUGUAUAACUUAAAAGGAGGAGAUAUCAGAUGCUUAUUUGAUGUCUGUAAAAAGGCACUUGAGGAAUCAAAGAAAGGAAGAUAACAAGAAGAUAACAAAGAUACUGAUGAAUAAAAUAAUGACAAUUUAAAUGAAUUAUAAAAAAUUACUAUCCCUUAAUUGAAUCAAAUUAUUGAUAAACUUUACAAAGUAAGCUAUAAGUUUAUUGCUAAGAUGCCAAUUGAAUAGAUAUUGACCAUUCUAUCCAUUUAUUCUAUUAUUAAGUAAAAAGAAGGAAUAGUUGAAAUUUCUGUAAUUUAAGUUAAAAACCAAUUAAACAACAUAUGUAAUUCUAUGGGAAUACAAGUUUCUGAAAUAAGCAAACUUAAGGAGAUUUUAGAAAAUUUAUAAUCUUAUUAAAUUCUAUAAAUAAGAAAUAAGGAAAACUCUGCAUAAAAUGCUAAUAAAAGAGGAUAGAACAAUAAAAAUAUUGAAAAUAUGACAAUUUUUCUAAAGAUCACAACUGAGGAUGUAGAAGAUGCAUUAAGUGAGGAAAGUAAAUUUUCUGAUUUCUUCGAGUAGUAUAUUAAAUGA
Tetrahymena thermophila SB210 is the source of this 1632-nucleotide messenger RNA. RefSeq names its product AAA family ATPase. Gene Ontology annotation, cellular component: nucleus. Gene Ontology annotation, biological process: mitotic DNA replication checkpoint signaling. Gene Ontology annotation, molecular function: ATP hydrolysis activity; DNA replication origin binding. The transcript has 3 exons. NCBI's taxonomy places the organism in Eukaryota, Ciliophora, Oligohymenophorea, Hymenostomatida, Tetrahymenidae. The record is from RefSeq and is a predicted model, not a curated record.